Molecule: messenger RNA, 927 nt
Organism: Cordyceps fumosorosea ARSEF 2679
Lineage: Eukaryota; Fungi; Ascomycota; Sordariomycetes; Hypocreales; Cordycipitaceae
Exons: 2
Coding region: 1-927 (308 amino acids)
Biological process (GO): positive regulation of transcription by RNA polymerase II
Cellular component (GO): nucleus
Molecular function (GO): DNA-binding transcription factor activity; transcription cis-regulatory region binding
Source: RefSeq, a predicted model, not a curated record
AUGUGCUGCCACGAGGCCAUCCAGCAGGAUACGUGCAGGGCUGUCGUCUCUGUCGGAUCAGUCUUUCCCAGUCUUCUCUACUCGGCCCUGCUUUUCGGAGCGCUGCACAAGGCGUCGAGGAUACACCGGGAUGUCAGCCGGAAGGAGCUUGACAUUCGCAUAAUGGAGCUGCGAGCUUCCGCAUUGGCCUCGCUGCAGACGGAGCUGCAUCACCGGCACCACGACACCAACGGUGCACCUGUCAUUGCCACCACUCUCAUGCUGGCCACCUGCGAGCUGCACUUUGACCCUGAUGCCAGUUUUUGGCGAAGACAUUUCGAUUGCGCGAGCUUGUUGAUGACAGGUUCGUGUCAAGGACGCCAAACUCCGACGGACAAUACGGAGCUCUGGCGUCUAAUAUACAGGCUAUUCUCGCUCAUGGACUUCCUCAUCUCGUUACCAGCCCCGCGUUCCGCGAUGUCUUGUCCCAUCACAUGCGAAAGCCGCACCAAAGAACUGCCCUUGGUGGAGAGUGUCGGGGUGAUUGACGGCAAUCUGGCGUGCUCGCGAGACCUGCUUGUCGUUUUCAAGUGGAUCAAGACGCUGGAGGAUAUUCGACAAGUCUCAGACCAUGACGAGAUAUUGGACCUUGGGUUUGAUUCUGAAGACAUCAUACGCCUCGCGGAGGCUAUGCCGAAGCGCGAGGGUCUGCAUCCCUCCAUUGUACUGUCUACAGCCCUGUUUGUCGCUGGCUGUGAAGCGACAGGCGAGGCCCGAAGUGAUAUCAGAUCGCUUUUGCAGAUACAGUACGACAUUACUGGGAACCAGGGUGCACAUCGAACUUUGCAGAAGCUCGACGCACUAUGGGAGCUCACGCUAGAUGGGCCAGGGAAUAGGCUCACUCAAACAUUGCCAGUUGUUAAUUUGGAUAAUUUUGUGCCUUACUAG